AUGACUUCAAGCAACAAACCGGAGCGAGCCAGCUUCAAUGACAGCGUAGAGCCAAUUCAGGUUCCUCUAAGCGCAGAAUGGGGUAUCCAUGUCCCUGGUCACGAGAUGAUCAAACUCAUAUAUGGAUUCACCCCUCGAGAUAUGGACGACCGAUGGAUGUGUUGCACCGACGGGCCUGACAAGGAGGGAAACAUCAGGGUCCGGAUGUGUAGAAGCUGGAGUAGCAUGGAGAAUGUCGCACUUAUCGGACAAGUGCCAGCCGAGGCAUACAACAACGAGAAGAUCAUUAAGAGGGAGGGAGGUGUCAUUUCGAAAAUUGUUUGGGAGAAGCCGCAGAAAGAUGAGUAUGAACCUAUGGAUGAGAAGAGGGCGAAAGAAUUCGCAAUUAAUUUCAGCAAAGCUUGGAUGAAAUGCGAUUUGAAGGGGUAA
Messenger RNA from Fusarium venenatum, 429 nucleotides. RefSeq lists its product as uncharacterized. The record is from RefSeq and is a predicted model, not a curated record. Lineage: Eukaryota; Fungi; Ascomycota; Sordariomycetes; Hypocreales; Nectriaceae.